Ectocarpus sp. CCAP 1310/34 is the source of this 1854-nucleotide messenger RNA. The record is from the annotation of a GenBank genome assembly. NCBI's taxonomy places the organism in Eukaryota, Phaeophyceae, Ectocarpales, Ectocarpaceae.
AUGUGUGGGGAUGGACAAGGGCGCUCGAAAUUUCUCGGCACGAAGCCUCCCAACAACUGGUCCAAACAUCCGUGCGCGUACUGCAUGGUGAGUCAGCGCGACGAUGACACCGGCGGCGAUCUGGGGAACCCAAGGUUCGACAUCGACAAGCAUCGCCGCACAUGGGGCCAGAUAACGAAUGGCUUGUCCGAGCUGGAUGCCCUCGCGGAUGUCCCUCACGAGCAGGAUCGACGAUCAAGAGACCUGGGACUGGUUCCGCCGGAUGCCUCAGGGCUCCCCCUCCCUCUAUACACCGCCAUGCGCAUUGCUCCGACGGAGAACGUACCCGUCGAGCGACUGCACUUCGAUGCGCUGGGGCAAAGUCAGCUUUGCCAGGUGUUCUUCUUGGAGAUGCUCUCCACUGCAGGUCGCCGGCUUGUCUCAGCCAUCAUGGCCCAAAAGCCGUCUUUACUCUACCCACCCGGAACGCGGAAGCUGAAGGAUGUCGUGACCAACUACGCCUCUCUGAAUGGCAGCGACAAGUGGACAUUGCAAUCGAUCAUGCUUCUCGUAUUCUGGAUGGUUCUCCAGGAUGUUUCGGCAAUGAUAAGUACAUUUUGUAGCGCGCUGCGGGAGCUAAGGAAACGGUCGUCUCUCCUGUCGUUCGCCCUCCGCGCGCCAUCUUUCACCGAACCGGAGCUACGGCAACUCGACAAACUCGCGCGUGACGCGGUACGAAUAUGCCCGGACGCCAGCACGGGUGAACACACCCACCAGGUGAACAAGUCUGGAAGGGGUGUGGACUGCGGUAGGAGGGCUGCACUGCACAUGGCCUUGCGGGCGAACGUCAACAGCGCAUUCUUGGCGUUAUCCAACGGCCUGCCGUACAGAGGCACUCGGUACAACCGACAGAACAGAACGCACGAGAUCGUCACCGUUCAACCCGGUGAUGGCUGUGUCCGUCUCAUGCAGUCGCUGGCGAGCUCCCUCGGCCAUGACCGCGCGCCCACAGAUAAUCACGCGGAGGCGGAUCAGACGCCAGCAGAGCUUAGCGGACAGUACCCGGGAUCUGCGGUUUGGACCGCUUCUCUGUUCAACAACGGGGACGAGCAGCAGCUAGAUGGCGAGUGGCGUACUCGCCUGGCGUCCAGCAAGUUCCGCCCAGACGAACAGACCUUACUGCGCGCAUACCGGACGUACUACGGAUGCGGCAUGGCGGGUCCGUGCUCAAGCAGCCGCUGCCCGGACUGCUGGGACGGAGACACCCUUCAACAAGUUUCCAUCGACAGCUCCCGGUACACCCGGGUACCCAUGGUAGCAAGUUGUGGCCUUGGUCGCUUGAAGGGCGGAGACGUGAAGUCGGCGGCGCAGGCUGGGCCGCGUGACGAGUGGGCUCUCGGGAGUGGCGGAGGGGACAACGUAGAGGUGUAUGAGCAACUUUCCCCGAUGCCCGCGGCGGGCCGUGCGGAUCCUACAGAUCUAGCCCUGGUGAAGAUUCUGUACUUCUUCCGCCACGAGGGCAAUCGGCCUGUAAUGGGUGGGAACCCACCACCGCUCACGUGGUGGGUGCUCGGUUACGACUACAAUGGGGUUGCUCACGCCAACGACCGCGUCUCCGAUUCUAUCACCGGGCAUCCGACGCUGAACUUUCGAGCCCGCGGCCGUCCGGCGGUGUAUCCUGUAUCUGCCAUCUAUCGGCAGGUUCAUCUCUACCACGCAUGCUCGCUGAGAGGCGAAGGUGAAGCUGGCAGCUCUCACGUUUGCGGGGUAGUGACGGGCGGAGAAGGGUUGGGUCAUGGGGCUGGUGCUUGGCGCCACAGAUUCCGCCAGGAUACGCCGGGGACCACCGGGUACGACAAGUACAUAAUUGAAUGA